Messenger RNA from Benincasa hispida (wax gourd), 321 nucleotides. The record is from RefSeq and is a predicted model, not a curated record. Lineage: Eukaryota; Viridiplantae; Streptophyta; Magnoliopsida; Cucurbitales; Cucurbitaceae.
AUGAGUUUAGCCCAAGCCGGUGAAGAAAGGCUUCUAAAACUACAAGAGUUGGAAAGAAGACUUGAAGCCUACGAGAACUCUAGAUUCUACAAGGAAAAAACCAAAUUGAUUCAUCAUAAGGGUCUCGUGAGGAAGGACUUCAAGGUCGGUCAAAAAGUGUUGCUUUUUAAUUUGCACCUCCAACUCAUGCCAGUUGAGAUUAGGGGCUUGGAGACUGGAAAGGAAUUCAAGGUGAAUGGGCACCGUCUCAAGAUUUUCAAUGAAGGGGAAGUGAACCUUGCUCUCUCAAGCUUGGCUUUGACUUCACCCUCAUUCACUUAA